Molecule: messenger RNA, 1725 nt
Organism: Coregonus clupeaformis (lake whitefish)
Lineage: Eukaryota; Metazoa; Chordata; Actinopteri; Salmoniformes; Salmonidae
Exons: 2
Coding region: 256-516 (86 amino acids)
Source: RefSeq, a predicted model, not a curated record
UUCUCUCGUCUGCCACGCUCACAUCCCAUAAUCCCGCUCAUUGCUCGCGCAGAUGUGGACUUGAAGACUAGUCAACUCAAUCUCUCGUCACAAAAUUGCCAUUUGUAUGUAAUUGCUCGACAUGUAUUUCACAUUAAAUUAGACAGAACCUGAAGACCGCUGGGCACAAGUAGACCAAUGCUCUUUUUGGGAAUAAAAUAAACUACCCUUUUUUUGGGGGGUGCGUAGGUUGGUUGUCUUGACUAGAGCAACAGUAUGGAUCUCUCAUUUAUGGCUGCACAGAUCCCAGUCAUGACGGGGGCCUUCAUGGACUCCUCGCCCAAUGACAACUACAGUGCCGACCACUCGCUCUUCAAUUCCUCAGCCAGCGUCCACGCCACCUCUGCGGCCACCUCAGCCCAGGCCCAACAGGACGACCAGUCCUCGUCCAGUGAUGCCAUCUGGCUCUGGAUUGCCAUCAUCGCUACUAUCGGCAACAUUGUGGUGGUGGGAGUGGUCUACGCAUUCACCUUCUGAUCCAUCUUGCCUUCCCGUCCACCAAGCCAAAAAUUAGAGAGCCUCCCCAUGGGGGAACGUGAUAAAAGACAAAGGAUAAAUAUCACAUACUGUAUGACCAAAGGGCUCUGGGAUAUGAACGCUGGCUGUGGUGUGGGGGUUCUUUAGUUGAAGGUUCAGCAACAUUCACUUUCAAUAAAAAAAACUUGGAAAGUUUCAGGAUAGGAACAGUAUACGCAGUAUGCACAAGUUCUGAAGGGUAUUUUCAACUUUAGUCGCCUAACUUUCAAUAGACAUCACACUCCUGGAUGUUGUUGUUGUGUUGCAUUGUGGGGCUGAAAGGGCUUAAGAUACGGAGAGGGUGAACUGGACCAUCUUAAAUGUCCCCCAGAUAGAAGAGAGGCAAUUAAGAGGAGUGCUGCUUAAUUAUUUGGAUGAACAGAGACGUGAAUCUUAAAACGUUUAAGGGACGCUGGGAUUACUUCUGCAUUAGCCAUGGGCUCAGCUUCUUACAGUUCGUUAUCUGUUCUGCCAAAAGAACGCUCAAAGUAUUAUCUUUCCUUUGUAUUAUCGACAGAAAAUGGACCAACGGAUACUGGCUUUAAUUAAACAUACCUGCAACAUCCUACAACUGUUAUUGCUUCUCAGUUUCUAUAGCAAUGCCACACCAGUUUAUGGUCCAAUUAAGAAAAUCACUUCACCAUCUAAUUUACUCUGCUAAAUCUGCAUCUGAAACAUUAUUUAUUACACUAUACAGUACAUCUAUCAUUGACAUUCCACUUUUUUAUAACAAACCUCUCACAAAGAUAGUAAAGUAGACCUGAAAGAUAUAAGCACACUUUACAUGAGCAGAAAUAACAUACAGCUUUAGGUUGUCAUAGCCAAAUUGUUAUUUAGCUACCCUCUUUGAAGUCUUCAUGUGCUGUAUAAGCUAAAUAAGUGGUGUGCUAGAAAGGCUGAGUGUUGUUCUACCUGUUUCUGUCAAGCUGGGCUUUUUAAAUGCAGAACUGUUCAGUGAAUUAGCUUUUUGCUGCCAUGGGGUCCAGGGCCAGUUGUUACUAUGGUGAUUAAUCCUCGUCCUUUAAUUGAGAAUAUUAACAAGACACUAGCGAGGCCCCUGUUGUCAUCACGGUCCCCAACUCUCUCCAAACGUUGUACCAACACACAGAUUCUGUUGUACAUGUACAGUGAGGGAAAAAAGUAUUUGAUCCUCUGAUUUUGUACGUUUGC